This is a messenger RNA of Ixodes scapularis (black-legged tick), 1328 nucleotides long. RefSeq lists its product as uncharacterized. The transcript has 2 exons. NCBI's taxonomy places the organism in Eukaryota, Metazoa, Arthropoda, Arachnida, Ixodida, Ixodidae. The record is from RefSeq and is a predicted model, not a curated record. Bases 101 to 943 code for a protein of 280 amino acids.
GCGUGUAGGUUGUUCGGGGGAGCUGAUAGACGGCAAGGCUGAGCCGAUGUCACUCCUCUAAUGCAGGCGCAGUGGUAUCAACCCUGGGACGACGUCCUCCAUGCCGUGCAUUGUCGGUGGUGGAGGCCAGGCGAGGAACCUGAAGAAGUUACAAGAACGCAACUAUAAAUGCAUAUAUCGGAUCCUUAUAGGCCUCAUCUUCAGCGCCGCGCUGAUUGGCAGCGGAAGCGCAUUAUGCGCCAAGGGCCACUACCGGUUUGUUGUCCUCGCCGCAGUGGGUGUGUGUGCUUCCAUACCUCUCCUGCUUCUGCUAGUGGCGCAAAUCUGGCAGAACAAACAUCCAUUCGCCCAGAACAGCGCCAGGAAGGAACCGCCUACCUGGUAUCUUGACGAACGUAAUCGCAACUUUCGGCUCAGUCGAUUGCAGAGCGAGAGAAGCGUACCGUACACGAGCGACCUGGAGAUGAUUAAAAUGGAGCGCACCAUACAAUUCGUGAACUCACUAAAAGACAACGACAGUUCCUACUGGACCGGAAGUAUGAACAGCUCCAAGCAAACAAAUGCGAGCACGCCGGAAGCCGACCACAAAGCCCCAUGUACCCUGGAAGCGACCUACCACAGCGACGUUUUGGAGAAAGAAUCUUCAAAGAGCGCCGCACCCGACGAUCAUCCGGACAUCGGUUCUGACGAAGGCAUCUCAAGCGUAACUUCCGUCUCUCCUCCAAAGGAGCACGACAUUCGCGUUCCUUUGGCCAUUCACCCCAUUUGGCCGAAGCGCCUGGCCUCGAUGAGGUCUUGGACAGCUCAAGGAAGGGUGAAGGAAGGGUCCCGACAAAAGGACCAGUUCUCCGGCAUCGGCAAUGGACGCCCCGAAGGUCCACGCGACGUCAUCGUCGAAUCGGUCGUGCAGACUCGUGAUGCUGUGCAGCAAGGGUUCUUGUAACGUUACGGUGCCAUGGGAGGCUCACGUGGACGGCAAAGAGCUUCAUGGCAGUGAACCGGUUAGAGUGGGUACCUCCGAAAAGAGUUUGGAGGGGCUCACUGUUAUUGGCAUGUAUCUGUGUUCCUGUAAAUAUUAGGUUUGCGUGGGAAAAAAAAGGAAGAAUUGAUGGAAACAUUAGUUUUCUUAUUUAGCUACACUUUGCUGACCUGCUCCUCCCGUGUUCCGUGUUUUCACGUUUACAAGAAAACCACCAAAUGUGAAAUGUUCGAUAAAUCAAGAUGCCAGAAAUCAGAAAAAAAAAAGGUGCCGAGGAUAUUGAGAAACGAUACGCUCAUGGUUAUAGUUUCGUUGCAUCCCACGCUCUCGUACAAAAAAAAAAAAAAAA